Molecule: messenger RNA, 3612 nt
Organism: Camelus dromedarius (Arabian camel)
Lineage: Eukaryota; Metazoa; Chordata; Mammalia; Artiodactyla; Camelidae
Product: gamma-taxilin-like
Exons: 11
Coding region: 281-1711 (476 amino acids)
Biological process (GO): regulation of cell cycle
Molecular function (GO): syntaxin binding
Source: RefSeq, a predicted model, not a curated record
GUGUCGGGAAAAAGAUUCGUGACGCGAUUGCGCCAGGCGUUACAGCCACGUGCAGCGGGGUCCUGGAGCCUGUUGUCCUCUUUCCCAGUUCCUGAGGUCCCAGUGCUUGGCGCCACUAUCGAUAGACUGGGGAAAGGGGCUCGUUCCUCCCGCCUUCAGCGAGUGCGCAGGUCCCUGUACGGAGUGCUCCUAGUUACAUAAUCGUUCGGGAACCUGCGGUUGCUUGUGAUUGGCACAGUGGAACGAUCUAGAAUUUGCAGGUUCGGGUGUAAAGCCAGAUAUGUUGCACAACUCUCAUUCAAAUGAUAUUCCUCAACGUCAUGACUCAAAUUAUGGUAGCACAAAUAAGAAGCAUUCAUUGGAUGAACGUGAUAACUUUAUAACAAGGAGCAGGAGUUUGCGGAGCCCAAUGCACUGCACACGAGAGUCAAGAGAGGAACCUCCAGGGCCUGAAGCUGGAACAGAUCCCUCUGAUGGGCAACGAGAUUCACAGUACAAAACAAACAAAGAAAUAACCUUAGGAAAAGAAGUAUUAUUAUUGAUGCAAGCCUUAAACAGUCUUUCAACUCCAGAGGAGAAGCUGGCAGCUCUCUGUAAGAAAUAUGCUGAUCUCCUGGAAGAGAGCAGGAACUUUCAGAAGCAAGUGAAAAUUCUGCAGAAGAAGCAAGCCCAGAUUGUGAAAGAGAAAGUUCACUUGCAGAGUGAACACAGCAAGGCUGUCUUGGCAAGAAGCAAACUAGAGUCUCUUUGCAGGGAACUUCAGCGUCACAAUAAGACGUUAAAGGAAGAAAAUAUGCAGCAGGCAAGACAAGAAGAAGAAACACAUAAAGAAGCAACUGCGCAUUUCCAGUUUACUUUGGAUGAGAUCCAGACACAGCUAGAACAACAUGAUGUAUACAACACCAAGCUCCGCCAGGAAAACUUUGAACUGGGAGAAAAACUGAAGAAACUUAUUGAACAGUAUGCACUGAGGGAGGAGCAUAUUGAUAAAGUGUUCAAGCAUAAGGAACUGCAGCAACAGCUUGUGGAUGUCAAGCUUCAGCAGACAACACAGCUCAUAAAGGAAGCUGAUGAAAAGCAUCAAAGGGAAAGAAAGUCUCUAUUAAAAGAUGUGACAGAAUGGAGGCACAAAUAUGAAGAAAUGAAGCAGCAAGAAGUACAAUUAAAACAGCAGCUUUCUCUCUAUAUGGAUAAGUUUGAAGAAUUCCAGACUACCAUGACAAAAAGCAAUGAACUCUUUACAACCGUGAGGCAGGAAAUAGAAAAGAUGACAAAGAAAAUUAAAAAACUGGAAAAAGAAAUGAUAAUGUGGCGUACCAAAUGGGAAAAUAAUAAUAAAGUACUUCUGCAAAUGGCUGAAGAGAAAACUGUUCGUGAUAAAGAGUACAAAGACUUUCAAAUAAAACUGGAACGGUUAGAGAAGCUGUGCAGAGCUCUUCAGAUGGAAAGAAAUGAGCUGAAUGAGAAGGUGGAAAUCUUGAAAGAGCAGGUCUCUGUAAAUGCAGCAAAUGUAGAUUUAGCAACACCUGUGAUACAGCCUUGUGUUGCUUUUGAUUCUCAGAAAGAGUUGAACACCUCCUCUAAAAGGGCUCCAGGAGGCUGCUGGGAGGCUGAGCCCAAAGGAUUGAGUGAAACAAAACACAGCUCAAAAGACCCUCUCUGUUGGACUACAUGGUACUGGAGGCUGCCUGGCUGUUGUACAUUGUUUUAAUGCAUACAGUUUCCACAGCUGUAUUGCACAUCUGCCUUACUUUUCCUUCAUUGAAGUGCGUGUGUUUAUUGCUUUUUUUUUUUAAUGUAUCUCUUUAUGUGCUUAUUACGUUAUCUCUGCAUCUUGCAUAUAAUUUAACAGAAUUAAAUUGAGACUUGUUCUGAUAAUGGUUCCUCUAUGUAAGGACAAAUACUAAUUUAAUCUCUAGUCCAUUAAUAUAAAAGAGAGAAAAUAUAAAGAUGAUCAGAUUCAUCUGGUAGUUCAUUUGAAUAUCAAGUAAAAAUAUACAUGCAGUAUGGAAUAUGAAAGAAGUACUGCACAUUUGAUUCAGAUGAGUUCUUGAUGCUCUUUUUGUCACUUGACAAACUGAGUUAAUGGCAUGUUUGGACUCCCUAAAGUUAUGGCAGAAUAUGUACAGGAAGAUUUCAUUUAUAAAGAAAGCAUGAUAUGGUAGGCAGUUCAUUGGACAAACAGGCUGAAAGUUGUGUGACUGAAAAUAGUUGUAUUGCUUUAGUUUCAAGUUGGAACAGAUGUUUGAAAAAAUAAAUCAGUAUUCAGAUGUCCACAUUUAGAAUGGGGAACAUUCUGAAGUUUCUAAUUUUGUUCUUUAUUUUUUCCUUCAGUUCAGUGUCUAAAAGCUCAAUGAUUCUCUUUAUAUGUUCCUGUCACAUUUAUGAUCUAAAAAGGCUUAAAAAUUGUAUUUUCUAAGAGAAAAGAGAGCCCAGAGUUUGAGAUACUUACACUUACAUCACUGACCUUGAUAGCCAAGGCUCCAGACAGUGAAGGAAAAGAACUUGCAUGAAAUUUAACUAAUUACUGUGUGAAAAUUAGCAAAACCAAACACAGUCCCCAGCAACUUUUUUUAAGUAUCUCUUUCAGUUCACCAAAUGAAAUUUUAGACUUGCUUCUAAGGGGAAGUAAUGAUGCAGGUCAGAAAUAACAACUUACCUUAAAAUUAUGUGAUUAAUCAUAUUUCACCAGAAUCCUUCUGCUUAUAAACUUUUAUCAUUUUGUUAAGGUAGUAUUGUGGCCUGCCACGCUGCUUUCUUUGUUUUUGUUUAUCUUUUUUUUAAUGUGUGGGAGGUAAUUAGGUUUACUGACUUAUUUCUAUUUUGAGGAUGUACUGGGUAUUGAACUUGGGACCUCGUGCAUGGUAAGCAUGUGUUCUGCUACUUGAGCUAUACCCUCAUCCCACCACCAUCCUUCUUUGUGGCAUUUAUUUUGUAUGGAAGAUGAAUCCUGGCCUGAAAGCUACCUGCUUGACAGCAUUUAGUGUACUGUUUGGAUGUGCUCCAUAUAGUAGAUACUAUGUGUAAUAAUAUAAGAUAUUCAAAGGAUCUACAUUCUGUUUGGAAAGCAUUUGGUUUCCCUUUGGAACAUUUCCUCUGGUUAAUUGAUAAUGUCAGCCCCUUUUUCACUCAAACCUUGUUUCAAAACACUUUAGCUUACCUAGGAAUUUAAAUGUUAUAGUGAGUUAAAUUGUGUUUGUUGCACCAUUUUGUGGAAACUUUUGGUAAAAUCUAUAGUGGCAGUGGAUUCCAAUGUAUAGAAAAGAUAGGAGUGUAGAAUAAUAAACCAUUUCAUUUUCAGAUGGGAGGGGCUAGAUAUUCUGGUUAUGAGACCAUUAUUUUAAAGUUAUGUAUUAAACAGUCUUAUAACAGUAGUUUAUUCACAGUUGAUUUCUCAGGUGUUGCAGAAAUAUCUACCUCUUUCCGACUGUAAGUGAAAAUUAGUGAAAAAAGAUGCAGUGCUCUAUUUUUACAACUGACAUUUUUCAUGAAGAUUAAAAAAUGGAUGAGGCAGUCUUAUUUUGCUUUUCAAAGACAUUUUAUAGAUUUUUCACAAAUGUGGAUCUUAUUUUUGUGUACUCUGUUAAGGUUAAAUAAAUACAUAUGAAGUAA